Messenger RNA from Nematocida ausubeli, 1185 nucleotides. RefSeq lists its product as uncharacterized. Gene Ontology annotation, cellular component: cytoplasm. The transcript has a single exon. Gene Ontology annotation, molecular function: ATP binding; protein serine/threonine kinase activity. The coding region runs from base 1 to 1185 and encodes 394 amino acids. The record is from RefSeq and is a predicted model, not a curated record. NCBI's taxonomy places the organism in Eukaryota, Fungi, Microsporidia. Gene Ontology annotation, biological process: protein phosphorylation.
AUGAGCAAGAGAGCAUUUUUAUCGGUAGAUAAAAUAUUAAAAACAGAGCUACAGAGAAAGAAGAUUGUAAUUUUGGUGGCGACUCAAUGUUCUAUUCUUUUUAUGCUUAUAUUCUUUUUAUUUAGACGGAAAAAUAAUUUCAUGGGGGCAUUGCAGCAUACUCUCAUUUUGGACAAGAUGUAUGAUCUAUUUGAUCAAAUCAACAGUGAGGUGGAUGACUGCUUGAAGAAGCCAACACGAAAGGAGCAGAACCUGGAAUUUUCAAAGAUUGAGAUAUUGGAUCUAGACCCUAUUAGACUUUCUGAAAUGACAGCUGUUUUUGAGCUGAAAGGAAACAUAAGUGACUACAUACUAAUUAAGGGGGAGAAUGAGAGCGCGCCAAGUGUCAAGAUGGAGAAGAUAAUUGUAAAGCGAGUGAUUCUGAAGAUAGAAAACUCCCCAGAGGAGGAACGAAUAUCCCUAAUUGUUGACAACCCGCACAUUAUGAAAACACAUUUUACAUACAGGUGUAACUAUAUUAAUCACAAAGGCGUAGACCAGAAGCUGCUUUGGCUAUUCAUUGAACCAUUGAAUGUAAAGGUCUCCAUUAAGGAAAACGGAAAGAAAGAAGAUGAGAUUAGGCACAUAAUGAAGGACACUUUGAAAGGGCUUUCAUACCUGCACAGCAAGAACAUAGCCCACUUAGACCUCAAACUGUCUAAUGUCAUGGGGGAAAGACGCGAAGACAAUUCUAUUAUUUAUAAAAUUAUAGACUUCGGGUUUUCAAGAGAAAUUCCAAAGAACAAGGUUGAACAAGUCUAUCCAAAAAGAUGCUAUGGAACAUUCCCAUACAAGCCGCCUGAGGUGUGGGUGUCAAGCAUCCAUGGGCUAUCUUCUGACAUCUGGUGCAUUGGUGCAAUGUCUUUAUUUUUAGCGAAUAAAAAGUCCUCCUACUUCCAGAAGAAAACAUCAGGUGAUGCAACAGGUAAUGCAAAGGAUUAUACUGAGUUCAGGAGCUUUUUAGAUGGAAGGCUAUUUAUAAAGAUAGACACAGAUACAUCACCAGAAUUAGUGUCUUUUAUAAAGACGUGCAUGCGGCGAAACAGAGAAGAAAGGCCCACUGCAGAGCAGCUUCUAAACCACGAAUUUAUUCAGGGAAAAUCUCUUUCUAUAGAGGCAGCCAGGAGUAUCCGGUAUAAUAUUUAA